Molecule: messenger RNA, 1992 nt
Organism: Phytophthora infestans T30-4
Lineage: Eukaryota; Oomycota; Peronosporomycetes; Peronosporales; Peronosporaceae
Product: protein kinase, putative
Exons: 1
Coding region: 100-1992 (630 amino acids)
Biological process (GO): intracellular signal transduction; protein phosphorylation; positive regulation of apoptotic process
Cellular component (GO): nucleus
Molecular function (GO): ATP binding; protein serine/threonine kinase activity
Source: RefSeq, a predicted model, not a curated record
CCCGAGAACACCCGCGCCCACACGCGCUCUACUCUACAGCUUCUUAAAGCUGCCAGAGUACACAAGAGGCUCUCCGUCUCCAUACGCCUCCUAAUGCCCAUGAUGCCCGCGCCGUCGCUCUCCAUCCAGGUGCAUCCCAGUCUCCAGACCGUCUACGUCCGCAUGAAGGACCGGUCGGGCACCGUCGCUAUCGAUAUGACGCCUUCUCUGUUGUCCCCCAAGGAGCUCAUCGUGCGCUUCCACGAACAAGCGUUCGGUAAGAGCUUUGCAGCGUUCGCAGCCAAUUCAAGUCUGCUAGCUCGUCGUCGCAAUGAAGAGACGCCUGUUACCAGUCUCAACGAUCUACAGGACGGCGAAGUGCUGGUCUAUAAACCAUGUGAGGAGCUACGCACUCUGGUAGAACAGGGAUGUAUCACCCCCGUACUCGCGACACACUCCCCAGUAGUGGACGUGAGUCCGUCCAGCUCCCCUCUAGGACUCAAACGCAAGGGACGUGCCAAGUCCGUCACCAACAACGUCGAACGAGUGCACCGAUACGCAUCAGAUCUGGCCAAGAUGGACGUGUCCCCUAAAGAGAGAGAACUCAUCGAAGACAUGCUUAUUGUGGGCGACGAGCAGGUCGUUGACGCCAUGGAACAGUUCGUCGUACACCGGAACCCAGCACUAGUGCGACGGGUACUGCGCGGUCCCGCUGCUAAGAGGAAAAAUGCGGCGCUAGACAACCUCUCAAUUGAUUUCUCCUCCAUGGACAUGCACUCGCCCGCCGUGCCCACAUCAGGCGACGACUUUAGCGAUCCGUUCCUCGUAGGAGGACAGAAUUCCUUCGUACAGGCCGAACCGCAACGUCCGUCCAUGAUGAACGUGGACGACCACACGUCGACCGACGGAGGCCGUCCGUCGCUCCUGUUCGACGACAACGCGUUGUCCAGUCCGCCAAUCUUCCUACAGUCUAUUAAGGAGAAGGUGACACCUCCAUCCGGACAGUCGGCACGGAUGUCGCUGUCGCUGUCGAACGACCUGGACCCAAGUAGGAAUGCACAGACGCCCAGCCAGCUCUUCUCGGUGGCGAAUCUGCUGGACAACGUGCCUGUCGCGCGUGAUUUCCAUGAGAAAUACACAAUUGGAGCCGUAUUAGGGUCGGGCAAGUACUCGGUGGUGAAGCGGUGUAUUAAACAGGCGACCGGCGAGCAGUUUGCCGUCAAGAUCAUCGACAAGAGACAGAUGAUCGAAGUGCGGUUCCUUAAGAGGGAGCUGGAGAUUAUGUAUGGGCUGCGUCAUGAUGGCGUCGUGCGGCUGAUGGAGCUAUUCGAGAGCAACGAGAGCCUCUUCCUGGUUAUGGAGCUGUGCGGACAAGAACUGUUCGAGUUUAUCGACCGGAACGGGCCUCUACCCGAGUCUACUACACGUCCGUUAAUCCGGAAACUGGUGCGUACAGUCGCGUACUUGCACGCACAGUGCAUCGUACAUCGCGACAUCAAACCGGAGAACAUUCUACUGCCCCAGAACAGCCAAGACUUGAGUGAUAUUAAGCUCUCGGACUUCGGUAUCGCCCGGAAACUGGACGGACACGGACACGAUAAUGUACUCACACCACAUGAAAGUCUGUCGGAGGUGGCAAACCUGCACGACGCGCCGGCUGCGAGCACCACGGGCUUGCCGUCAGCCACAGAUAUGGUGCGUAACCGCAUGGCGCGAGCUCACACCAAGUGUGGCACACGCGACUACAUUGCGCCUGAGGUUAUGGGCGGCAAAGGCUACGGCACGGAGGCCGAUUUGUGGAGCGUAGGCGUCGUGACGUACGUGCUGGCCAGUGGCUGUGCGCCCGUGUUCCUGCCGACAGCUGAAGGCGUCAAGAAGGUCUUUUUCGCGGACGAGACGUGGAGUGGCGCGUCCGAAGACCUCAAGCGGUUCAUUGAGGCGCUACUGGUGCGUAACCCGGAGAAACGAAGCACUGCCGCUGACGCAUUGGAACAUCCGUGGCUCAAACAGUAA